AUGAAUGAGAGACAUAGGUCUAGCGAUGGUAAUGGGGUGCUCAACACAUUGAACCCUCAAAGGUUUACUUCGCAGAUACUGGCACCUACGACAAAUGUUCAUAAGAAGGGAGGUUCCGGAGGAGGUUCAGCUUCCGCAUUGACGAAUAUGAUAAACCAGAGUAUUGCACGUAAUACACGGGGGUCUAUUGUGAGAGUUGGGGAUGGAAGGAAGUCUCUUAGAAGAAGCUUGAGGUCAUCCCAACGCGCAUCGAUGCUGCCAGGGUCGGGGCCGGGAUCCUAUCAUGCUAUACAAACGAUUAGAGAUCCCAGGCCUCUUCGUGAUAAAAACUAUCAGUCGGUAUUACACCAAGAUAUAUUUGAUUACUUGCAGACACAGAAGUUUGAUCUGGAAACGGGGCAUUCGAUAUCGUUGAAGUCUUUAAAACAGCCUACUCAGAAGGAUUUUAUUUACAUUUUUCGAUGGCUGUAUCAAAGGCUUGACCCUGGGUAUGCUUUCAAGCGCUCGUUAGAGAGUGAGGUUUAUUCUAUCUUGAAGACGAUUCACUAUCCUUACUUGGACACGAUUAACAAGUCGCAAAUAUCUGCUGUGGGAGGUUCCAAUUGGCACAAGUUCCUAGGAAUGCUACAUUGGCUUGUAAACACCAAUAAAAGAUUAGAUUCGUGUCUUCAAAAGCUGGAUGAGUCUAAGACCACGCAGGUGACUCAGGAUAUAACGGUUUUAAAUCAACCAGUGUCUACAUUGGAUGAACAAGAUGAGAAACAUGAACAGUAUGAACUGAUGGUUGAAAGAUUAUUUAUCGAUUAUAUUUCGAAGUGCUAUAAGUCGUUCAUUAACAUGGAGGAUGAUUUCUCACCUUUUAAGGAGGAGUUGGAAAUAGGUUUCGAUAGAUUUGUUCACAUCAUACAGACUGAUAUCGAGAACAUGGUACGUCAUGAGAAAAUUUUAAAGCAGGACUGUGAGGCUUCCGAGGCUAGGUGCGAAGCACUAAGGCUUGCAAGGCACAAGAAAAAGGCAUUGGAAAGUGACUUGACCAAAUUUCAGAGCUAUAUAAACGCUAUGAAGCACAAAGCUGGGGAUUGGCCGCGGAAGCUCAGACAGAUGGAAACGGAUAUCAAACAGAAAAAACAGUUAAUAAAGGAAACUCAAUUAGAGAUUGACGAUCUCCGUAAGAAACUAACUCCGCAGGAUUUAGAAAAGAUAGAUGAGAUGAACGAGCAGCGUGAUUUGUUAUCCAAGAGUUUGGACAGUGUGAAUUCUAAACUUGAUACGUUGACUGGUUCUGUAAAGAGCCAAAAAGUAAAUGUUGAAUCUAGCUAUAAAGUAUUUCUGGACACACUAGAAAAAUAUAAGAUGUCUAUUAAUGGGUUUGUAUUGGCACGGAAUAGUCUAGGACACAAAAUUAAUAUCAAUACGUUGUCAAUUCAUGUGUCUACUAAUAUGGUAUUAAAUGACCACACUGAGACCACACCGAAGACUGUUUUGGUUGAUCGUGAAAAUAUCUCUGAAUCUAUCAAGCCAAUCUUGUUGUCUUUAAAUAAUGAAAUAUUUUCGCGAGCCGAGUCGUUACAGUGGGAAAACAGUGAGCUAGAGCUGGAAUUGCAUAGUCUACGAGAUGAAAUUACUUCGAAGAAUAAGCUAUUAGACUCGAUGGAACAAGAACUAUCGAAUAUAAAAUCUGAAUAUGAAGAAUACCAGCAGGUGAGCCAUAGCAAAUUGCUCUCCCAGAGAAUCGAGAUUGAGAAGCUUGAGCGUAAGAUACAAAAUGACAGACAUAAGACGCAACAAAGAGUGUCUCAAGCAGAACAAGAAGUUGAAGAGGCGAAAUUUAAACUAAAGGAACUCAAACUAAAUAUUCAGCAAGAGAAACUUCUUUUGCACAAGAAGGUUAUUAAAUUAAUUGAAUAUGUGGUUAACUUUAAAAUGGGAGUUCAAGGCUCAAUCGAGGGGUUACAUGAACUGACUGAAACACAAUUAAAUGGAUUAUAG
This is a messenger RNA of Eremothecium cymbalariae DBVPG#7215, 1989 nucleotides long. It is a transcript of the gene NDC80, whose product is annotated as kinetochore-associated Ndc80 complex subunit NDC80. Gene Ontology annotation, cellular component: Ndc80 complex. The coding region runs from base 1 to 1989 and encodes 662 amino acids. The record is from RefSeq and is a predicted model, not a curated record. The transcript has a single exon. Gene Ontology annotation, biological process: attachment of mitotic spindle microtubules to kinetochore. NCBI's taxonomy places the organism in Eukaryota, Fungi, Ascomycota, Saccharomycetes, Saccharomycetales, Saccharomycetaceae.